Penicillium daleae is the source of this 255-nucleotide messenger RNA. RefSeq lists its product as uncharacterized. The transcript has a single exon. NCBI's taxonomy places the organism in Eukaryota, Fungi, Ascomycota, Eurotiomycetes, Eurotiales, Aspergillaceae. Bases 1 to 255 code for a protein of 84 amino acids. The record is from RefSeq and is a predicted model, not a curated record.
AUGGCUUACUGGGCCAACGGACAAAAGAGACGCACACCAGGAGAAUAUGCCAACGACAGAAGGGACUUUAUGGACAAGACUGACGAAUAUAUCCAUCCAGUUGUAAACUUCCGGGUAAAUUGGCUCAAGGUGCAGAACUCAAAGGACCCUUCACGUCCGAUCUACAAACCGGGCAAUCCAGAAGUUAAGGAUGAACGUCGCAAAGUUGGGGACAAGGACGGAAAGCCUUUCUUCGAAAACGAUGUUUGUGGGUGA